Striga asiatica is the source of this 408-nucleotide messenger RNA. The record is from the annotation of a GenBank genome assembly. NCBI's taxonomy places the organism in Eukaryota, Viridiplantae, Streptophyta, Magnoliopsida, Lamiales, Orobanchaceae.
AUGAGUGACCAAAUCCAUAACUAUAGUGAAUGGGAACAAUAUCUCUACCAAGGGUUUCCUCUUGAUGAUCACACAAAUUUGUACAACACUACUACUAAUUAUAAUGAAGUCCCUUUGGUUUCGAAUCAAAUUGUGGCGGGCAAUAACAGCACGUUUUAUGCCUCAGAAAUGGCGAACCUGCAGGUGAGCAGCCCAGGAAAAGCGAAACGGGCCAGACGGGCCAAGAAUUCGCAGUCGGCCCAUCCCACGACCUUUCUCAAUGCCAGCAUCACCAACUUCCGGGCCCUGGUCCAGCAGCACACGGGCUGCCACACCAAUGAACAUUCUACCCCAAAAGGCCCCAUUACUCUCUGCUUUGCCUCCUCACCGGAAAACACUCACGCCUACUCCAAUCACGGCCGUUUCUAG